This is a messenger RNA of Penicillium oxalicum, 2499 nucleotides long. RefSeq names its product snoRNA-splicing protein PRP40. The record is from RefSeq and is a predicted model, not a curated record. Lineage: Eukaryota; Fungi; Ascomycota; Eurotiomycetes; Eurotiales; Aspergillaceae. Gene Ontology annotation, molecular function: protein binding; RNA binding. Bases 1 to 2499 code for a protein of 832 amino acids. The transcript is spliced from 4 exons. Gene Ontology annotation, biological process: mRNA cis splicing, via spliceosome. Gene Ontology annotation, cellular component: U1 snRNP; U2-type prespliceosome.
AUGGAUCCAAUGCCUGCACCCUUGAAUGUGCCGGCCUUGUGGCAGGAGGCACGAAAUGCAGAUGGAAGAGUCUACUAUUAUAACGUGCAGACGAAGGCCACACAAUGGGCUAAGCCGGUUGAGUUGAUGACACCUGUGGAGCGCGCCCUUGCAAACCAGCCGUGGAAAGAAUACACCGCAGAGGGAGGGCGCAAAUACUGGUACAAUACGGAGACCAAGCAGAGCACGUGGGAGAUCCCCGAGGUUUACAAAAAUGCGCUUGCACAGGCCCCUGUUGCUCCGAUCCCGUCUGCUCCAGCUGUCCCGGUAGCAGGACCUGCCUUUGUAGCCGGCGGAACCAGCGCUUUUUCCCAGCCCCCGCAUCGUGACCGUGACCAUCCUCGUGACCGCGACCGCGAUCGUGACCGCCGAGACUACCGAGAUCAUCGCGACCAUCGCGACCAUCGGGAUCACCGGGAUCAUCGAGACCACCGCGACUUCCGCGAUCGGGACCGGGACCGCGACCGCGACGACUAUGAUCGUGGGUAUGGUGACCGCCGUGGAGGACAUGGACCUUUUGAUCCCACGGGAAUCACGGCUGUAUCAGCAUUGACAUCGCAGGCCGAUCCGGACUACGGCUCUCUUGAAGAAGCAGAAGCCGCUUUCAUGAAAAUGCUUAAGCGAAACAAUGUCCAGCCCGAUUGGUCCUGGGAACAGACAAUGCGUGCGACCAUUAAGGAUCCCCAGUACCGGGCUCUCAAAAACCCUCUGGAUCGCAAGGCGGCUUUUGAGAAAUACGCGGCCGAGGUUCGCAUGCAGGAAAAGGACCGGGCAAAAGAACGUUUUGCUAAGCUCCGUGCAGACUUUAAUACUAUGCUGAAGCGGCAUCCGGAAAUCAAGCAUUACAGUCGCUGGAAGACUAUUCGGCCCAUCAUCGAGGGUGAGACAACCUUCCGGGCCACUGAUGAUGACGACGAACGGCGUCAACUCUUUGAAGAAUACGUUAUCGAACUGAAGAAAGCACACGUUGAGCAAGAGUCUGCGAAUCGCAAGGCAGCCAUGAACGAGCUCAUGACUAUUCUAAGCUCUCUCAAUUUGGAACCAUACACUCGCUGGUCAGAAGCGGAGGCAGUCAUUGAGUCCAACGAGACAGUCAAAACUGAUGAUAAGUUCAAGGCCUUGACCAAGUCUGAUAUUCUGACCGCAUUUGAGAACCACAUCAAAUCACUAGAGCGUGCCUUCAAUGACGCGCGUCAGCAACAAAAGGCAAUCAGGGCCCGCAAGGAGCGCCGAAAUCGUGAUGCUUUCUUGGAUCUCUUGAAAGAGCUCAAAGCGCAGGGAAAGAUCAAGGCAGGCAGUAAAUGGAUGGACAUUCGUCCGAUCAUUCAGGACGACGCCCGUUAUCAUGCUAUCCUGGGUCAGUCCGGGUCAACCCCCCUCGAUCUUUUCUGGGAUAUGGUCGAAGAGGAGGAGCGCGCCCUCCGUGGGCCACGCAAUGACGUUCUGGACGUUCUAGACGAUAAACGCUACGAAGUCACUGCCAAAACCACCUUUGAAGAGUUCAAGGAGAUUAUGCUCUCUGACAGAAGAACGUCUCAAAUCGACACGGAAAUCUUGGUUCUGCUGUUCCAGCGCAUUCAAGACAAAGCCAUCCGUCGUGAUGAAGAAGAAAAGCACGCAGCAGACCGCCAUCAGCGUCGGGCGGUCGAUGCUCUUCGCUCACGUAUCAAGCGUCUUGAGCCUCCCGUCAGGCUUGGUGAUACCUGGACUGAUGUCAAACCUCGUCUUGAAAAGUAUGAAGAAUACAAAGCGGUUGAAUCCGAGGAGCUUCGCGAGUCCGCCUUUGAGAAGGUCAUCCGCCGCUUGAAGGAGAAGGAAGAAGACAUGAAAGAGCGCGACCCUCGCGAUCGCGAGAGGGAACGCGAUCACAGUCGGCGACGUGACUACGAUCGUGGUGAACGUGACUAUCGCAGCAGCCGAGGUGAGCGACGGGGUGGAAGUCGCUACAGCCGUACCCCUGAACUAGACGCCUACGAGGCCGACCGCCGCAAAGCCCAGGCCGACCGAGAACGAUCCUACCGCAAGGUCAGUGCAUUUUCACCUUCACGAGAUCGUCAUGAUGAUCGGGACCGCGACCGGGCAGAUCGUGAUCGUGACCGCUACCGUGACCGCGGGGACCGGGAUCGGGAUCAUGACCGCCGCCCAGGUGACCGGCGUGAAGACGAGCGGGAGCGUUUGUAUCGCACACGUGGUGAUCCGCGUGGUGGGCGUGACGAGCUGGAUUAUGGAGAGACCCGCAGCAUCACCAGCACUGACCGCCGCCGUCGCCGGGAGAGCGACGCCGAAAGCGUGGCCAGUCGCUCCACGAAGCGAUACCGCCGCGACAGUCGUGAGCGGGAUCGCAGCCCAGGCCCUCGCCGCGCUGGACGGGAGCGCUCGGCGAUUCCUGAGGAGCCCAGCAAAGAAGAAGCGAAGGCCAUCCACUCUGGCAGUGAAGAGGGAGAGAUUGAGGAGGACUAG